AUGGUCGUUCCAGAGGUCAAAGACCAACUAACGCGCCGUCGGGAACGAGGCCGCCGCUCGCAGGCAGCGUUUCGCAAGCGCCAAGCGCAGUCUGCUCAGGCACUAGCCGAUGAGUAUAUUCGCCUUAGGGAAGGUGUUCAGCGAUUGCUGGAAGAAGUUCGGGGCGAUGAGAGACCUGAGAUGGUUGUUAUCAUACAGGAAUUGGCUGCGGCAGCUGAGCUUGAUUUUCCUACGACCUUGUCCCAGAAAGCGUCUUCGCAGAUAACGGAGGUGUCAGAGAGCACCUCAGAUACAGCAGCUGAUAUGUGUUACACAAGCAAACUACCCGACCCAUAUGCGGAUCUUUUGCUCUCUACAAAUCUCCUUCCGAAUUGCACCACCACACAAUAUCGCCUGGACUGCAGCGUAUGGCUGGAUCCACUACAUUACCUACGAGUCUCACUACCACCUCAAGACAUCCUUCCCUACCUUGGACCAGGCGCAGAGUCCUUCGGAGGCCUUCUCUUCUGGUCUGUCAUGGAACAUAGCCAAAGUGGGUGCGUGAACCACGAUACAGCAAUCAUCAAGUCGAGCCUCGGUCAUUCUGAAGCAACACAAGACAUCAAACCGUCGUUUGUUCAUACCAUGGUCAGGGCAAGAAUAGAGUACAGGAAAACCGGCUCCAUUAGUCAAGAGCAUGCGGUGGCUGCAGAGAAUGAUCUAGGUUUGGUUUUAUGUAACCUUGUUGAGGCUGAUUAUCGAUCAAAGGGAAAAGAUCCUAAUCAGUGGUUGUCAUGUGUCGCUAUUGAAAAACGCAUUCGAAAGGCAGUGGGAUAUCCCGGAGUUAGUGUUUUGGUCAGGGUUGCGAACCGCCAAGGAACUUCUGCUUUGCAUUCAUUGUUGGGAGAGGUCUUGUGCAAACUCUAUGACAGCUGCGUCUGCUUUGGAGACGGUCCUCGCUGGAAUGUCGAGGUUGUGGAUAGGCUGUUUGCGCCGUUGAUAAUGCAAGCCCUUCUGGCAUAG
This is a messenger RNA of Fusarium coffeatum, 1002 nucleotides long. RefSeq lists its product as uncharacterized. The record is from RefSeq and is a predicted model, not a curated record. Lineage: Eukaryota; Fungi; Ascomycota; Sordariomycetes; Hypocreales; Nectriaceae. The coding region runs from base 1 to 1002 and encodes 333 amino acids. The transcript has 2 exons.